AUGAAUUUCUAUUCCUUUAUUUUGUUGGCAGUAGAGGCAGAGGUAAAACUAGAGUAGAUUAGGAUGUCAUUAGCAAGUAUAGAUAGUUUUGAAUCACACACGACUUACAAAAGAUUAGAUUAGCCUAGAACUGGAGGACUAAAACCUGAGAAUAUUUUUGAAUUUUUAUGCGAUAAUGAUAUUGAAGUAACUCAAGAUCAACUUGAUUACAUAUUCAGAGUUUUAGAUGAAGAUUCUGAUGGCUUUAUAACUUCUGAGGACUUUAAGAGUGCCAUAUUGCCUAAGAUGAAUGCUGAAUUGAAAGAACAGGCCUUAAAUCAUAAAGGCUAUGAUCUUCCUGUUGAUAUGCUAUUACCAUAAGAAAUUGAGACAUAAUUAUCAUUAUUCAUGAAUUAGAUAAAAUAAAAUUAUUUGUAAAUGAUAAAAUUAUAUCGUAGACUAUAUUAGGAAAUACAAUAAAAAAUUGAUUUGAAUUAAUUGGAUAUUUAUGAUAAUAGUUAAUAAAUUACAGUAGAUUCUUUGAAGAAAUGGUUAUAAUAGUUGGGAUCUGACAUUAGCGAAGAAGUUCUAUAGAAUUUUGUUCAUAUUAUAUAAGGAUAGCAGUAAUCGCUAUAAAUUCUAUUAGAUAAAAUUUACACAGACAACGAAGAGGAUUAAGAUUAAGAUGAGUAAGAAGAAGAAGAAGAAGAAGCAAAUGAUAACGAAAAUGAAGAAGAAAAAGAAAAAGAAGAAGAGAAUUAUAAUUAAGAAAAAUAAUAAGAAGAUAUAGAAUAAAUCUAACAAAAAGAAGAAUUAGAGUAAGCUUAAUAAAACGAUGUAAAGGAUGAUUAAGAUGUAAAGGAUAGUUUGCAAAAUAAUCGAUAAGAUGUCUAAUCUUAAGAGUUAAGUCAUAAUAAUAUGGAUUAUUAACAUUCAUAUAAUUACUCAUGGAAUGAUAUUGAAUUUGAAAUUUCAUAUUUAAAGAAAAAAAUUUCUUUAUUAGAAAGACAAUUAUGGAUAGUACCAUAACCAACUUUUAGAUUUAAUGCAGGAUAACGUUAUGAGUACUAAAAUAGGGAUCUAUUAUACUAUUCAAGAAAGAGUUACUUAAGAAAAUUUGAUGAAUCCCCUUCAUAUUAUAGCGAUGAUAACUUCAGAUUGAAAUUAUGGCUAGAUUAAGAAAUAAAAAAUGAAGAAUUAAAACAACAAAUGUUAUUAAUUUAGUUGAAAAAUUAUGUAAAAGUAAGUAGUUCUGGUCUUUUUACAGAUAUAUAUUAGAGUCGAAUAUAUCAAAGUCCUCUCCGUUAAUCACUAUCUUAUUUAGAUUAUUCUGGACAGAAAUAAAGUGGCAGUUACUAAAAAGCAUAGCAAACACAUUUUUAGAGAUCAUUAAAUUUUAGCAAUAGAAAAUUUUGA
Molecule: messenger RNA, 1395 nt
Organism: Paramecium tetraurelia
Lineage: Eukaryota; Ciliophora; Oligohymenophorea; Peniculida; Parameciidae
Exons: 5
Molecular function (GO): calcium ion binding
Source: RefSeq, a predicted model, not a curated record